This is a messenger RNA of Oxyura jamaicensis (ruddy duck), 1129 nucleotides long. It is a transcript of the gene IL18BP, whose product is annotated as interleukin 18 binding protein. The coding region runs from base 400 to 771 and encodes 123 amino acids. The transcript has 4 exons. Gene Ontology annotation, molecular function: interleukin-18 binding. Lineage: Eukaryota; Metazoa; Chordata; Aves; Anseriformes; Anatidae. The record is from RefSeq and is a predicted model, not a curated record.
CGCGGGGAUGCGGGACCCGGGGAUGCCCAGCCCGGUGCGAGCACGACCAGGGGCGGUCCCCGGUGAGUCACGGCCGCGUCCCCAUAAAGCGCCCCCGCCGGGCGCUGCCGCACGAUGGCUCCGUGCGCCCGUUCCGACGGUGCGGCCGCUGCGGGACCAGACGGGCACCGGGGCGGGGGGAGCCGGGGCGGGGGGAGCGCUCCGGUGCCCGGGAGGAGCUGCGGGGGCUCGGGGAUGCCGCCCGGUGCCGUGCCCGGCUCGGGGGCCGCAUCCCGGCGUGCCCGCCCCGGUGCCGGGCGCUGAGCCCCGUUUCUGCCCGCAGCCCCCCCCGGGCCCCGUGCCCUCCUCCUCCUCCUGCUGCUGCUCUGCUGGGCCGUGGCCUCCCGCAGCGCCGCUGCCAUGGCCCUGCAGCCCCCCCGCAUCACCACGCUGCGGAUGCCGGCAGAGCACCCCCGCCUGGGCUGUGGUGUGAAGAUCUCCUGCGAGGCCGUGAGCAGCCUCCCCGACCUCACGCUGCUCUACUGGCUGGGGAACGGCUCCUUCAUCGAGAAGCUGCACCCGGACGGCGCCGUGCACGAGGGGAUGCUGCUAGAGGAGCCGUGGGGCUCGGGGGUGCUCCUGCGCCGUGACCUGCUCUUCAGCUCCUUCAGCGCCCGGGACCUGCGCACCAACUUCACCUGCGUGGUGCUGAGCCCCGUCGGCCUUGACACCAGGGAGGUGCGAUGGGGCCCCCCGGAGCCGGCCCCCAGCGAGAGCAGGGGACAGGGCUGAGACUGGGCAGCAGCUGGUGGUGGGUGAGAGCCUCACGGUGUGGGGCAAGGGCUGCCCCGGCCGCAUGGGAAGGGAUGCUCCGUGGGACUGGCGUGGGGGGAAACCCUCCUGCCCCUGCCCGGAGCUGCCCCCAGCCCGGCCCUUGCUGGACCCUGGUUGGUGGCAGUGUGGUGGGCUCUCAGCCUGCCCACCCCCAGGUCAGGAGGCUGCUGUGGGGGCUCUUUGCCCAGCCCCAGAGCUUUGUCCCUGCUUUGAUGGACACAGCCCCGCUGCGGGGCUCCUGGUGCCCCUCGCCCCCCAGGACCUGCCCGCAGCAGGCUGUGGGGCAGCAGGGAUUCAUUAAAGUGCAUUGAGGCUG